Williopsis jadinii is the source of this 1092-nucleotide messenger RNA. RefSeq names its product lipid-binding protein PIL1 (gene PIL1). The record is from RefSeq and is a predicted model, not a curated record. The transcript has a single exon. NCBI's taxonomy places the organism in Eukaryota, Fungi, Ascomycota, Saccharomycetes, Phaffomycetales, Wickerhamomycetaceae. Gene Ontology annotation, molecular function: lipid binding. Gene Ontology annotation, cellular component: plasma membrane; eisosome filament. Gene Ontology annotation, biological process: negative regulation of protein kinase activity; endocytosis; eisosome assembly. The coding region runs from base 105 to 1034 and encodes 309 amino acids.
GGGAGUUUGGUUGUAUAUAAUGGCACCACAUUGGCACCAGGUAUUCCGCUUUCCGUUUUGCUCCACCUGAAGACCAUUGUACUAACACUAUCCAAGCUGAUACAAUGCACAGAACUUAUUCAUUAAGAAACACCAGAGCUCCAACUGCUUCCCAGUUGCAGUCCCCACCACCUCCACCAGCCUCCACAAGAAGCAGAUUCUUUGGUAAGGGUGGUAUUGUCAACUCCAUCAGACGUAACACCGCUGGUCAAUUCGGUCCAGAGCUUUCUAGAAAGCUCUCUCAACUCGUCAAGAUCGAGAAGAACCUCCUUAGAGGUUUGGAAGUUGUCGCCAACGAGAGAAGAGACGUUGCUAAGCAAUUGUCCCUCUGGGGUGAGGACAACGACGAUGACGUUUCUGAUAUCACGGACAAGUUGGGUGUCUUGAUUUACGAGAUUGGUGAGUUGGAGGAUCAAUUCAUUGACAGAUAUGACCAAUACAGAUUGACCUUGAAGUCCAUCAGAGACAUUGAAGGUUCUGUCCAACCAUCCAGAGACCGUAAGGACAGAAUUACCGACAAGAUUGCCUACUUGAAGUACAAGGACCCUCAAUCUCCAAAGAUUGUUGUUUUGGAGCAAGAGUUGGUUCGUGCCGAGGCUGAAUCCCUUGUUGCUGAGGCUCAAUUGUCAAACAUCACCAGAGAAAAGUUGAAAACCGCCUUCAACUACCAAUUCGACUCCUUGAGAGAACACACCGAGAAGUUGGCUUUGAUUGCUGGUUACGGUAAGGCCCUCUUGGAGUUGUUGGAUGACGCUCCUGUUACUCCAGGUGAGACCAGACCGGCUUAUGACGGUUACGAGGCUUCUAAGCAAAUCAUCAUUGACGCUGAGAACGCAUUGGCUUCAUGGACUUUGGACCAUGCCGUUGUCAAGCCAACUUUGUCCAUAAGACACACCGAUGAGGUUUAUGACGAUGAAGAAAAUGAGCAAGAACUCGCUGAUGCUGAGCAAGAGUGGGCUGAAGGUGAAUCCGAAGAGCAACCAGCUCAAGCUUAAGCGAAGUUGCUGCUUUCUCCUUUUUGUUUAUCAAACUGUUAUUUACUAAUCUCUGUUG